Molecule: messenger RNA, 2800 nt
Organism: Betta splendens (Siamese fighting fish)
Lineage: Eukaryota; Metazoa; Chordata; Actinopteri; Anabantiformes; Osphronemidae
Exons: 5
Coding region: 273-788 (171 amino acids)
Cellular component (GO): NURF complex; MLL1 complex
Source: RefSeq, a predicted model, not a curated record
GUAGCUUAACCCUGCAUACACUGGGAGAGCACAGCUGCCUGUCCCCAGUGCUGGCGAAGCAAGUCAUCGACCAAACUUUCACUGCGUGCUGCUGCUCUCCUCAGAUGAUGGACCUUUGCAGACAUCGACACUAAACGCUGUGGCGCAGAUGAAUUCUAGCUCAUCAGGCUAUUUGUUAGCUGCACGUUAGCAUCGUAGCGGCCGCUCCGAAUAGCCUCAUUGAGUCCCGCUCGCAGACUGUAUGUCGUAGUGACCCCACAGAGAUCAGCAAAAUGACCUCCGCUUCCACUAAAGUUGGGGAAAUCUUCUCGGCUGCUGGAGCUGCCUUCACCAAACUAGGCGAGCUUACCAUGCAGCUUCAUCCGGUAGCAGACUCAAGUCCUGCGAGUGCUCAGACAAAGAGUACAGUGAAGAGGAAGCUCUACGAAGAAGGGCCUCUGCCCACCUCAUCUGACGGGGGUAAAAAGGUCAUCAAGAAAGCCACAGCUACGGUCGCCAUAGCAACACCGGGCACUCCAACCGUCAUGUCCGUUCCCACCGCCCAGGAUGUUGCGACAUCUGGAAUACAGAGACCUGCCUCCAGCCAGCUCCCCGCAAAGAAGCAGAAGACUGCAGAUGUGACACUUAGUGCCCUGAACGAUUCAGAUGUCAACAGUGAUCUUGUGGACAUUGAGGGACUGGGUGAGGGAUCCAACUCUAAGAAGCUCAACAACUUUGAUCAAGAUAACCUGAACUUGGACUCCAGCCUCAUCAUGAAUCCAAGUGACCUUCCCUUACUGUCCCGCUGACCUAUGGUAUCCUGUGGAUUUCAAAGAAGCAGUGGUCAAACCGAUGAAGAGCAAUUGUAAUGAACUAUGAGUUUUAGUUUAAGUCAGGGCAAACUGAUCAGUGACAGUGAAAAUAAUGUGGGGUCACUUUUAUUGAGUCUACCACAAAACACUACUCUGAAUGUAACAAAAAUGUGUUAGGAUAAUUUUUACUGUUAGACUCUUAUUUUUUUAGAUUUUGUUUGUAGUUUGUGGGUUAAACCAAACAAUAUAUGAACACCCUUUGUGUAAGUAAACAAGGUUCAAAAUUUUUACAUACUGUGUUUUUCUAAACAAUAAUCUGGAAGACUGAAUGCAGUUCAGCAGCAUUAACUGCAUCCACAAUUAAUUUAAUUAUUUUCUCUUUCAUCCACGUGUAGCUCCGUAGAAAAGCAAUGACUAGAAAACAGGUGUUAGUUAUAACAAUGUAAUUUAAUUUCAUUAGAAUAAAAGUCUAUUUAUUCAAGCAUUGUUUUCUAGGUCACAGUAUUGAUUGCUGUAGAAAAUGAACAAAAGAAUUUUGUUUCAGAUAAAACAUGUUUUUUGGGUGAUGCUACAGAUUUUAGACGAUAGUGAUCUAGUAACUAAUUACUUAGUAAGUAAUUAGCAGGUAAAGUAACCAAAACACAUUUGGAAACCAUUCUUUUGGUAUUUUAAAAUAUCUUUAUGGUCAUAUUAAAUAAAGCAAAAGUAGUUAAUAUUAAAAUGCCAAAUAACUUUCUGUGUUAGAUGAUUUUGUGUAAUAAUUAGAUUGUUAGUUUAUCAAAACAGGGGAGCUUGGCUAAAGUUAAAAAUACAGCUACUAGCUCUUCUUGGCCUUUCUGAUAAAAACAGUGGUGUUUGUUACUGAUCAGAUAAAGGUAACUCAAUUAAACCAAUGGGACACUUACUUAUUCAUUUAUUUAUUGUGAAAAACUGAUCCAAUAUUUAUGUGAGCUGGUAGUCCAGUUGAUCCCAGUGUAGAAAAGAAUCACACUUCUGUCAGUUUAUCGCCUUGCUGAUGUAAAUGAAGACCAACAUUAUCUUCACUGCUGCCAUCACUCAGUGCAGCCUGUGACACCAAGUCAGCGUGACGUUGAGCCUCCUCCAGUCUGUUGACAUGUCUCUGCACAUGUGGACCUGUCAUGUUUGAGGCUAAAACCUUCCCAUUGACACCUGUCUGGCAUAUGUGAUGGCAUAUUGCUGCAUCCAUAUUUCCUUCUGUCAUGACAGGCUCUCCAAUCCCUGCUGCAGGGAACCAUUUGCUCUCACCACCUUUAUUAUUGGAUGGUUUCUAACCUGACGAGCUCUUGUAUUAAAGUUAUGAGUCUGUUUAACCAUGUUAUCACCUGAAGCUGAAAGGUCUUAACGUCAUCACUUUGGACUGUGUACUUGAACAAUAACUAUUUUAACCAAUAGUCACAAUCUUUACAGAUACUGUAAAAAAUUAUAUAAAUGUGUACAUUUUAUUGUUUCUACUGUUUUAUACCAGAGAUGCAAUUAAAACAUUGUUUUUCCCAUUGAAAAAUAUUCUACAAGGUGACCUUUAGUUACAUGGUAUUUUUUUCUUUGGUGCAGACAAAAAUUUAGCUUCCAACAUUCAUCACCCUAUAGUAAAUAUAUUAGAACAGACAUUUUUUUUUAUUAUUACAAUGUUUGACAACACAUGACAAUGUUUCGGGUUUAAUGUAGAAGAUGGUUAAUACAGGGUGUUUCAUGCUACUAGUUUAAUUUACUAUUAAGACAUCAAAAAUAGACAAAAAUAAGACAUCCAAGUAGCAGAUAACCAUUUUUCAUAUACCUUUUAGUGUAUAUCUCCUACAUCUUAAAUAAAAAGACUUAUAUCCAAUGGUUACAACAUACAGCAAGUAAAAGAUUGCAAAUAUUCCUACAUAUGAAUGAAGAAGAGUGUGUGUCUGACGGAAGCAGCACAUAUCAAACUGGCAAUGCAGAGAAGUAAUACCAGUAAUGAUGUGCUGCUAUAGCCUGACACACUAACUGCUCGCCUCAACACA